AUGGGCGCUGUCCUUUUAUGCGACGGACUCCAGGAGGUAGGAGGAAGACAGCAAACUCUAGAAAAAUUAUUUUGUGCCUACAGCCUCCCAAUUCUCAUUGCGAUUCGCCAAAUACGUCUGUUACAAGCUGUAGGGCUGAUGAAAGCGACGUCAGAGGAUACAGAGAUUUCUGAAGAACUGCCAACGCAUCUCGAUGGAGAUACAGUGGCUGGACACUAUCAUAGCUUUGAUUAA
Protopolystoma xenopodis is the source of this 234-nucleotide messenger RNA. The record is from the annotation of a GenBank genome assembly. NCBI's taxonomy places the organism in Eukaryota, Metazoa, Platyhelminthes, Monogenea, Polystomatidea, Polystomatidae.